ACGAGCGAGGCAGAGCGGCAGGGCACACCCGAAGUACAAAGAGCACACCAUACCCCAGACCACGGAGGAAUGCGCUCUCUCCCCGUUACCAAAACUUGAUAUCGUCAAGGCUACGCUGCUGGUGCGUGAAAAACAGGUGGAACGCCACCACCGUGACUCUACUUUUGCCGCUGUUUCCGAGGAGCGACGACUGCACACGUGCACUGCUAUAGCACCAUGCCGUGCGCCAAGAGGGACAAGAGCAAGAUUACACCUUUCCAAUCGCGGGUGUACGAAACAAUCAGUGGUAUCCCCGCAGGAAAGAUCUCAACAUACGGAGGAGUGGCGAAAGCUCUCAACUCCAGUGCUCGUGCUGUAGGUGGCGCUCUCAGGGGUAAUCCGUUCGCCCCCGUGGUUCCCUGCCAUCGCGUCGUCAUGGGUGACCUCACCAUCGGAGGUUUCAGUGGCAGCUUUGGAGAUUGUGCCGAUACGCGCCGCAAGAGGAAAAUGCUGGAAGAGGAAGGUGUGCGUUUCACUAAUGACAAGGUGUCCGGCAACGCAUUUGUGCACGUGUUCUCGAGCCCCCCAGCAGGAGUCGACAAGAAGACACCAUCGAGCGGAAAGAGGAAACGAAAGGCGCCAUCGACAGACGAAGAGGGAUUAAAAUAGAACCAUCCUUUUUGUCUUUUUCAACUUCAACUAGCUGCUCCCCCGGGCAGCAGAUUUUUUUGUUUUUAAUAGUAAUUAGCUGCUUGUUGUCUCGGCAUCACGUAAAGUAGGUGAGACAUCUCAUCAGUGUCGAAGGUGCCCACCCACGCCGUCUACCCCGCGCCACUAUGUAACUGUGUGCGCCACAGGCCAGAAGUUUCGUUGCGACACAUCGAGGUAUGGCAAGAAUGUAGUUCGUCAUGUAGCUCUUUUGAAAGAUGCGCAAUCCUCGGUGGAUUUCAGCCGUGUGCAGACGCCCGGAUCACCACCCUAUUUUCGCCUAUAUUACAAACGAGCGGGUCGUGGGUACAUGGAGGAUUAACACCACUGGUGUUUUGUGCCAAGGUGAAAGGAGAAGCGAAAAACCCCGGGGAGUCAGUGUGCGGACCAUUCAUGUUUUGUAGGUGCUCUGCUGCACGUACAUGCUGUGCCUCAUCCAAGCCUUACCGGGGGCACAACAUGUGGGCCACCAGGGGC
Messenger RNA from Ectocarpus sp. CCAP 1310/34, 1164 nucleotides. The record is from the annotation of a GenBank genome assembly. NCBI's taxonomy places the organism in Eukaryota, Phaeophyceae, Ectocarpales, Ectocarpaceae.